Molecule: messenger RNA, 318 nt
Organism: Guillardia theta CCMP2712
Lineage: Eukaryota; Cryptophyceae; Pyrenomonadales; Geminigeraceae
Exons: 1
Coding region: 1-318 (105 amino acids)
Source: RefSeq, a predicted model, not a curated record
AUGGUCGGGGCGGAGCAGAUGGAUGAAAGCGAAGAAAACGUUGAGGGUCAGCAGGAGCUGCCCGAGGACGACCACAGCACUCCCAUGUACGAUGACGACAAGCACUCCCAGCCAGCACAGCCAGCAGCAGGGCGAGCUGUGACAGGAGAUGCGUCAGCGGCGAGCAUGGGGACUGAGCUGAAGCCCGUCAGCUCGUCAACUGCUACUCACUCAGCCGAGGGCUGGCUGCUCUGCCCCGAGCGCAUCUCGCUGUUCACCUCAGAUUGUGGGAAAGACAAUGGCAUCAGCACAGGCAGGAGGACAGGCAAGGAGGCGUAG